CUGCUGUUGAAAAUUUCCUGUUCUUAUAUUACACAAAAACAAUGGCCUCACUCAUUCUGCAUCCCGACGAACUGUGGGCACUGUGCAAGUUCAAGUUUCUUGGCGGCCAGCAAGCCAUCAUGCCCAAGAACGACCUGUCCGCUCUGCCAGAAUCCAUGCAAAAGUGCUACCGUUUGCUGGAGGCAACAAGCCGAUCGUUUGCUGCCGUCAUCCAGGCGCUGGACGGCGAGCUGCGCCCGGCCAUCUGCAUUUUUUACCUGGUGUUGCGUGGACUGGACACGAUCGAGGACGACAUGACCCUUGCCAACGAGGUCAAAGUCCCGCUGUUGGUUGACUUCCACGAAAUCAUCUACAAGACCGGCUGGACGUUCAAUGGCAACGGGCCUGAUGAAGCCGACCGCCAUCUGCUGGUGGACUUUGACGUCGUCAUUGCAGAGUUCCUCAAGCUCCGCCCCGCGUACCAGGAGGUCAUUGCUGACAUUACAAAGCGCAUGGGUCUGGGCAUGAGCAAGUUCCUUGGCGCCCAAGUGCACACCAAGGAUGAUUAUAACGAGUACUGCCACUAUGUCGCUGGCCUCGUCGGCAUCGGCCUGUCCAAGAUUUUCGCUGCAUCUGGGCUCGAGUCGGAGGCGGUUGGCACGUCCGAGCACCUGUCCAACUCCAUGGGCCUCUUCCUGCAAAAGACAAACAUCAUCCGCGACUACUUGGAAGACAUUAUCGAUGGUCGCAUUUUCUGGCCGCGUGCCGUGUGGAUCAAGUAUGCCCCCAACGGCAAGCUCGACGAUUUCCGCGCGCCCGAGAACAAGGCGGCUGCCCUGGCGUGCUUGAACGACCUGGUCACCGACGCGCUUGCGCACAUCCCCGACGUGUUUGCCUACAUGUCCAGCCUCCGCAAUCAGUCUGUCUUUAAUUUUUGCGCCAUUCCCCAAGUCAUGGCCAUUGCCACUCUGGCGCUCGUCUAUGACAACCACCAAGUGUUUACUCGCACGGGCGUCAAGAUUCGCAAGGCUCUCGCCGUCAAGCUCAUGAUGGGUGCAACCAACAUGCCCAAUUUGUACGCAAUUUUCGGCGAGUUUUUGGCAAACCUAGAGUCGCGCGUGCGGACUGAGGAUCCUUCGUACGAGGCAACCGUCGCUGCAAUUGAGCGCGCAAAAGUUAUGCUUCGCGCAGGCUUGAUUGCAUGCCCUUCGCAACCAGAACCUUCUGCCUCGGCGAAAUAUUCCCAAGCCGCGUUCGCUCUUGGCCUUGUUGCAGCUGGCGUCUGGUGGGCUCGCCGCGGGACUGCGAUUGCUGUUUAA
Capsaspora owczarzaki ATCC 30864 is the source of this 1298-nucleotide messenger RNA. Its product is annotated as farnesyl-diphosphate farnesyltransferase 1. The transcript is spliced from 5 exons. Bases 42 to 1298 code for a protein of 418 amino acids. Lineage: Eukaryota; Filasterea; Ministeriida; Capsasporidae. The record is from RefSeq and is a predicted model, not a curated record. Gene Ontology annotation, biological process: farnesyl diphosphate metabolic process; cholesterol biosynthetic process. Gene Ontology annotation, cellular component: endoplasmic reticulum membrane. Gene Ontology annotation, molecular function: squalene synthase [NAD(P)H] activity.